AGCCAGCUGAUUUUGUUUACCUGCUGGGCAAAUAAGUAAAAUGCCAAGAGCGGCGUGUUUUUGUAAUAAAAUUAAUAUUUAAGAAAAAGUGAACUUAAUAUACUGAAAAUCAUGUCCAAUAAUGAUCUUAAAAUAUAUUUAGAAUUUAGUGCAGGCGCCGAGUUGCUGUUUGGAAACAUUAAGCGGCGGCAAGUAACAUUGAAGGGCGAUGAAAAAUGGACCAUACGUAAGCUGCUUAAGUGGAUGCACGCAAACAUUUUAACAGAGCGGCCGGAAUUAUUCAUUCAAGAUGAUUCAGUGCGACCCGGCAUUUUGGUGCUAGUAAACGAUACCGAUUGGGAACUACUGGGCGAGCUUGAUUAUGAGAUUCAACCUAAUGACAACGUUCUGUUCAUUUCCACACUGCAUGGCGGAUAGUUGGAGGCAAUAAAUGGCUUGAACGGGCUUAAACUUAAAUAUUUUUACUUUUUUAACAAGGUUAAACUACUACUAUGUACUAGUUCAUCAAAUAAAUUCGAAAUAAUUAAGAUGUAUUAAAAAAUA
Molecule: messenger RNA, 543 nt
Organism: Rhagoletis zephyria (snowberry fruit fly)
Lineage: Eukaryota; Metazoa; Arthropoda; Insecta; Diptera; Tephritidae
Gene: Urm1
Product: Ubiquitin-related modifier 1
Biological process (GO): tRNA thio-modification
Cellular component (GO): cytoplasm
Source: RefSeq, a predicted model, not a curated record